CCUAGUAUCAAAAUGCUAUGCAUAUAAAUCGCAAGCCAUCUUCACAGCACUGAGAACGCACCUCUGUACUGUACCACUAAAACGUUUCAAGUUGAGUGGCAUGUCAAUUUGUUGCAGAUAGCGAGGAGCUGACAUAUUCGGUCGAUAAAUGAAGGUCGUACUGGUGUUGUUCCUCGAUACCAUCUCGAUACCAUCUUCGAACGAUUUUACUACUAGCCUGAGGUGAGCGAAGAUUUGGCCGUAAUCGAGUUGCUAAAGUCUCACCUGGUGAUUCGUAGCUGGUCAAAGUUUGAGGGCCAGGGUCUUUUUCAACGCUAAAUCAUCGCGCAUUCUCUUGUCGUCCACGCUGUGACCUGUCAUGAUCUUGCCAGAAGAAUGCUAUAUAGACGAAUUCGACCGAUAUGCGAUGAACGAUAUCCCCAUACGCCUCAUACGCCUAACAGACAUGACGUUUGUUGAGCGCAAUGAGGUGAGGGAGCACUUCAGGACGUCCUAUAUACGACGUCUCGGUCAGCCCUCCGAUACUGUCAGAUACGCCAUUCUAUCUCACCGAUGGCUGAACCAGGGAGAACCAACCUACGAAGAUAUCAAGGCGGGCAUAGCAGCAGGUCCGGGAUACGAGAAGCUGAAAAAGUUCUGCGCAAAGGCCGAGGAGUACAAUAUGGAAUUUGCGUGGUCGGAUACCUGCUGCAUCAACAAGAGCAGCAGUACCGAGCUCGACGAGUCGAUUCGCUCCAUGUUUCGAUGGUAUGGAAACUCGGCCAUUUGCAUUAUCCAUCUGGCACAAAGUGAAACCAUCGAGGAUAUAAUGGAGGACGAAUGGACUGAAAGGGGCUGGACGUUGCAAGAACUUCUUGCACCUGCUCGAAUCAAAUUCUUUAACAAGCACUGGGUGCCCAUGACAUGUGAUAGAAAUGACAAAAACUACAAGGAUGACAUCAAUGACUUCUUGGUCAGUGGGCCAUUGCUGUCCAGCCUAGGGCGUCGGGAACCGGCCGAGAUAUUGGAGACACUGGAGAGAGCUACUGGCAUUCCUCAUGAUGAUCUACAACGCAAGUUUUGUCCAAGUCCGUCUGAGGUGGAUAAGCGGAUGACGUGGGCAGCCAGACGCAAGACAACAAGGGUCGAAGACGUGGCGUAUGCCUUGAUGGGUAUGUUUGAUGUGAGCCUGCAGAUCGCAUAUGGAGAAGGAGGAGAUCGCGCAUUCUGCAGGCUCAUCGAGGCCAUCAUGCAGGCUGGUGACCCCUCUGUCCUCAACUGGAAAGGCGAGGCUGCGAGGCAUCACGCUUCACAUGCCAUUCCUCGAUCGCCACAGAGCUUCAUAAGCUAUCAAAGUUUAGAGUUCGAAGGCAGUGGGCGGCUGGAGAUGACUAUGACCAGCCUUGGCUUGCGAAUCCCUCUGGUGAUAUUCCCUCUUAGCGUCCGUUCGAAUUUGCAGGCGGGACAUGGCCACAGCAUCACACUCGCCUGCCUGCUAUGUCCAAGCGUCAAGAUUGAUAUCGAUACCAACUACGGACUCGACUCCGGUGAUCAGUACGCGCUCGGGAUUGUCAACUAUUCGCUCAUCGGCCAUGUACCAGGGAUUCGGGGCAAGUCUGCCUGUUUCAUCCUACACCGACAACCUGAUGUUUUCCGCUGUGUGCCUGUCUGUAAACCCAAGUGUACCGAAUUUGUUGGACUUAAAUUCUCUCCUCCGGACGAGAGGUUCACUGAGUGGAAGCUGGUAGAAGAGGUGGGCCUGGUCCAAGUUGACUUCCCGAGUAUACCAGAUGAACCGGUUUGCUACAUUGAUCGCCGAUAUCUACAGACCGUAUACUUGUAGCACCUACUCUUAAUGAGUCAAAGAGUGACUGAAUGAGCUAUGCUGGCU
Molecule: messenger RNA, 1870 nt
Organism: Suillus clintonianus
Lineage: Eukaryota; Fungi; Basidiomycota; Agaricomycetes; Boletales; Suillaceae
Exons: 2
Coding region: 359-1822 (487 amino acids)
Source: RefSeq, a predicted model, not a curated record